Molecule: messenger RNA, 2344 nt
Organism: Telopea speciosissima
Lineage: Eukaryota; Viridiplantae; Streptophyta; Magnoliopsida; Proteales; Proteaceae
Product: protein KRI1 homolog
Exons: 2
Coding region: 63-2006 (647 amino acids)
Biological process (GO): endonucleolytic cleavage in ITS1 to separate SSU-rRNA from 5.8S rRNA and LSU-rRNA from tricistronic rRNA transcript (SSU-rRNA, 5.8S rRNA, LSU-rRNA)
Cellular component (GO): nucleolus; 90S preribosome
Source: RefSeq, a predicted model, not a curated record
UCGAACCGUUUUUCCUGAAGUUUGCAAGUUUAGGGUUCGGAUUGGAUCACUAGUCCCUGAAAAUGGGGUUGAACUUAUUCGAAGGGAGUAGUUCAGAUGAUGAUAACAAUUCUAAGAUCGAAAUCAACAAAGAAUUUGCUCGUCGUUUUGAGCACAAUAAGGAAAGAGAGGAAUUGCAGAGAUUGGAAGAGCUGAAGAAGAAAGGGCUCGCUGGAGACUCCGGGGAUAGUUCUUCAGAAUCCGAAGACGAGGAAGAUUUGAUCGUUUCAGGUAAAAAAGAUAUAGAGUUCUUAAAUGCCCUUAUUAAGGUUAAGAACAGGGAUCCGAUUCUCAAGCAGAAAGAUGCGAAGCUCUUCGAAUAUGAAGACGACGACGAUGGAGAAGAAGAAGAAGAAGAAGAAGAAGAGGAGGAGGAGGGGGAGGAGAAGAAGCCCAAAUCGACAAGAGAAAAGCCUAUGUAUUUGAAGGACGUUGUCGCGAAACAUCUGAUUGAAGAGGGACCCGAGUUUGAAGAACGUAACACACACUCGGGUGUGAAAAGCUAUACAGAAACACAGGAGGAGCUUCGACAGGCUCUCUUAAAUGCUGCCGAAGAGGCUUCGGAUGGUGAUGACGGAGAUCUCUUCAUGGAAAAGAAGGGAAACCAGGGUGUGGAUGGGGAAGAUUCGGAAGGUGGCAGUGAUGAUGAAAUCCAGAAGAGGCUUGAUGAAUAUUUCGGCAAGGACGAAAAUUUGGAUGAGAAACAGAUGUUUUUAAAGAAUUUUUUCCUGAACAAGAUGUGGGUUGACAAGGAUGAUAAAAGCACCAAGCCUUCUGAUGGAGAUUUCUAUGGAGUCUCCGAAGAUGAGGAAGAAAUAGAGAAGCAAGAGAAAUACGAGGCAGAGUUCAACUUCCGUUAUGAGGAGGGUGCUGGGGACCGCGUGUUGGGUCACUCGCGAAUCACAGAGGGUUCAGUUCGAAAAAAGGAGAAUGCCCGGAAACUGCAAAGGAAGAGCAAGAAGGAGAGGAUGGCUCAAGCGGAACUUGAGAGGAAAGAAGAACUGAAACACUUAAAGAAUCUGAAGAAGAAGGAAAUCAUGGAGAAGCUCCAAAAAAUACGGUCUAUCGCAGGAAUAGCUGAAGGUGAGGCUUGUACAUUGGAUGAAGAUGAUCUAGAGGAAGACUUCGAUCCUGAGGAGUUUGAUAGGAAGAUGAAAAAAAUGUUUGAUGAGGAUUAUUAUGAGGCGGAGGAUGUGGAUCCUGAUUUUUGCAGUGAUCAGGAUGAAGAUGAUGAUGAUCUUAGGAAGCCCAAUUUUGAGAAAGAAGAUGAGUUGCUUGGACUUCCAAAAGGUUGGGAUUCAAGCGGUUCUGCCGAGGGUUUCUUAGCAGCUAGGGAGAAGGCUUUGCAAUCCAAACCUGACACCAUAGAUGUUGAAUGCUCGGAUGACCAGGACCAAAAGGAAGAGGAGUUGGAUGAAGGAGGUAAGCGCAAGAGGAAGCGUAAAAUCUCUCUUCAGGAGAUGGCCUUUCAGGAUGAAGCAUGGGAUGAGUACUAUAAAUUAGAUUAUGAAGAUACAAUAGGGGACAUAAAGACACGAUUCAAAUAUGCUUCAGUUCCAUCUAAGAGAUAUGGGUUGAGUGCUGCUGAGAUUUUAAUGAUGGAUGACAAGGAUUUGAAUCAGUAUGUUUCCUUGAAAAAGCUUGCUCCUUACCAAGAAAGGGAAUGGAAGAUACCCAGAAUCAAGAGAUAUGAGCAGAAAAUGAAGAAUAAGUUGCUUCUCCAAGGAGAAAAUGUGAAUCUUCAGAAGGCUGGCAUGAAGCACAGGUCAAAGGUUGGUGAUCUCACAAUAGCUUCAGCAACAGGUUCCAAGGAGCAAGAGGAAGCAGUGCAAUUGAAUGGUGAAGUGGGUACAUCCAAGGGAAUCAGGAGAAGGCGUCGUCAUGCUGAACUUAAACUAUCCCAUUCAAGGCUUAUGGCAUAUGGAAAAAUCCAAUCAAAAUCUAAAAAUAAGAAAAAACAUCAAUAACAGCAGUGAUUACCAAGAAAGGGGGCCCGUGAACACUUUUGAGGAUCUUUUGAACAGCUGGCUUGCUGAUUUCUUGCCUAUUCAUUCUGUUUGUACAAGUAGGUAUCUAGCUAGCUAUGUCCAGUAAUCAAGAUUCAAGAAACAGCAUUUUUUUUAAUUUGGUUGUUGGAUCUCUCUCUAUUUCUUGCCCUGGUAGAUGCAAUCCAUUGUCACGUUAUGAACUUGUUCUGGCUUCUAAACUAUUUGUUGGAACUUCUUCAGUAAAUGACUCUUCCUUUCUGAUGUAACUGAACCUAGGAUUACAUAAAUUUAUGUGAUUAUUCUAGGAUUUCAAAUUU